Messenger RNA from Dromiciops gliroides (monito del monte), 1412 nucleotides. RefSeq names its product hydroxysteroid 17-beta dehydrogenase 2 (gene HSD17B2). The record is from RefSeq and is a predicted model, not a curated record. The transcript is spliced from 5 exons. Gene Ontology annotation, molecular function: oxidoreductase activity. NCBI's taxonomy places the organism in Eukaryota, Metazoa, Chordata, Mammalia, Microbiotheria, Microbiotheriidae. Bases 159 to 1310 code for a protein of 383 amino acids.
CUUGAAACAUGCCCCUUUGUGAUUUGGCUCAGGCCAUGCCCAUUCAAGGUGUGCUUUUUUUUUGCUCUGCCUUCACCUCUGUUCACAUUGCUCAGGCUGCUUUAGGUGCGUGAAGCUUCUGUACACACACAGACACGUAUGACCCUCAGGCUUUGAGGAUGACUCCUUUCUCUUGGGAAGCCGGGCUGCUCCCUUUGGGUGUUACUAUGGCAUUAGGAGGAACAGCUCUGUACAAAUUCAAGAAGAGCCAGUGCAAAACUCUGAGCUCCCCAGUGGUGCUCUGUCACUCAACUCUGCUCUGCCUAUGGGGAGCCUAUUGCUUUUCCAGUUUAUCGCUCUUCUGGGGUUGGACUCUGUUCUCCUUGGCAUGUUGUAUCUCUUUGGCUUACUCAACCAGUCAAGAAAUGUUACCUGUGGAUGGGAGAGCUGUGUUGAUCACAGGUGGAGAUUCUGGGAUUGGCCAUGCCCUGUCAAAGUACCUGGAUGAGUUGGGAUUCACUGUAUUUGUGGGUGUUCUGAAUGAGAAAGGACCUGGAGCAGAGGCAUUGAAAAAGAGCUGCUCCAAGAGAAUUUCUGUUUUUCAAAUGGAUAUUACCAACCCAGCCCAGAUAAAAGAAGUUCAAGCUCGAAUUGCAGAAAAGGUGCAGCACACAGGAUUGUGGGCUGUUAUCAACAAUGCUGGGAUCUUGGGCACCGUAGGAGAUGGUGAGCUUCUUCACAUGAAUAUCUACAAACAAUGCAUGGAUGUGAACUUCUUUGGGGCUGUGGAGGUGACCAAGGCCUUUUUACCCCUCCUCCGGAAAUCAAAGGGAAGGUUUAUCAAUAUGAGCAGUAUGGCAGGAGCUGUUCCCAUGAAACAGUUGGCUGCAUAUUGUUCAUCGAAGGCAGCUCUGACCAUGUUUUCUGGAGUCAUGAGACUGGAACUUAAAAAAUGGGGCAUUAAAGUGGCAGUAAUUCAUCCUGCAGGCUUCAGAACAAACAUACAAGGCACAAAGGAAAUGUGGGUGGAGAAAGAGAAAGACAUCCUGGAAAAUAUGUCCCCUGAAGUACUAGAAGCUUAUGGCCGAGACUACCUCAGGGCUUCAAGUUGGCCGUUCCUCCACUCCUUUAAGCAGAGCAGCACUGACUUAUCCCCCUUAUUCACUGAUGUACUGCAUGGCAUCCUGUGCAAGAACCCAUCUGCCUUGUACACAGCAGGACUAUUUUCCUACCUGUCAAUGUGCUUAAUUUCCUAUUUUCCUGUUUCAGUCUUUGAUUAUGUUUGCAAUAAAAUUUUCCACUCCAACACUUUGCCCAAGGCUUUAACAUGAUCCAUAAAAGGUGACCUUUGUUCAGAAGGUUACGAGACACUCCUAGAAAUUGUCUUUUGGAAGUAAAGCUUUUGCCUUCCCAUUAAAGUGACUUCUAUAUAA